This is a messenger RNA of Penicillium longicatenatum, 2094 nucleotides long. RefSeq names its product Zn(II)2Cys6 transcription factor. Bases 1 to 2094 code for a protein of 697 amino acids. The transcript has 6 exons. Gene Ontology annotation, molecular function: DNA binding; DNA-binding transcription factor activity, RNA polymerase II-specific; zinc ion binding. The record is from RefSeq and is a predicted model, not a curated record. Lineage: Eukaryota; Fungi; Ascomycota; Eurotiomycetes; Eurotiales; Aspergillaceae. Gene Ontology annotation, biological process: DNA-templated transcription; regulation of DNA-templated transcription.
AUGGGUGUUCUCAAGGCAGGCUAUCACCUACAUCUGGAUAUCUUUGUACCUACCAACAUGCCAAAACAUCCCCCAGCUAAAGUGGCUUGCCAGAGAUGCCACAAGCGACGCGUCAAGUGCGACCGAGGUGAAGGCGUGUCUUGCUCUCAGUGUCGGAUCACCCGCACCAACUGUGAACCCAUUCUAUCUCGUCGUGGACGGCACCGCAAACUGCCAUUCAAUGAUUUGUACACCAAUUCGCAUAAGCUCACAUUGCCAACCGUGAAAGUUCUGCCAGUCGCUGGGGAUCCUAAUCCAACUCACGCAAUCAAUGAGCACGCUAGACGACGGGAAGACUGUGAUAUCAGGCUCCCUGAUCUCGAAUCAAGCUCGAGGGUCUCUCUGCCGGCUCCUCGCCUCACUGGCCGAACUUCGUACGUCGCCGACUCCUCUAAUAUCAAUUACCUUAUUCGAGAGUUCGGACACCCGGAUCAGAAUUCCACGAAUGUCCCUCCUAUCGAAGAAUACCUGCACAGAGCCAUGAUAAAGUGGAUUGAUCCACCAACAAAAGAACACAUCCAAAAUCUCCGCGAAUCUACAAUCGGGCGUCUGAACAGCGACGGGUCUUUCGAUCUGCCGCCAGAAGACUUAAGCACCACUCUGCUAAGUGUCUUUUUUCAACAUGCUUUUCCCUUGAUCCCAAUUAUUGACCAAGAAGAUUUCAUGAAAAGUAUUGAAACCGGCAGUGUGUCUCAUCUCUUAUUAAAUGCCAUAUAUAUGGUUGCCACAAUCUACUGUCCUGAGCCUGUCAUUCGUGAAACUGGCUUUGCGUCUCGCUUUAUCGCUACUCUGACUUUUUAUAAUCGAGCCAAGGAUAUUUACGAUUUUGGUUACGAAAAGGAUGCGGUUUCAGUCAUCCAGGCAACUUUUCUCUUUGCCCAUUGGUGGAGCGACCCGCUUGCACAGAAAGAUCCUUGGUAUUGGCUGGGUAUCACCGCGGGAAUGGCACAGUCGCUUGGUAUGCAUCGACUAAAAACGUACUCUCACCUUCAGCCGCGACAGCGCAGGCUUUGGCGAAGGUUGUGGUGGAUAAUCUAUGCCACGGACAUUAAUCUUUCCAUGGGGCUUGAUAGGGCACCCCACGUACAUCACAACUUCUGUGAAAUAUCCUCACUCACAGAAAAUGAUUUCGAAGAAUCCUCGGGCCCUAGUUCGAAGGGUUUCCUCGGAGGAACAGAAUGCGAACGAAGACUUUUCUUGAUAAAUUAUAUCGAGCUUACCAGAAUAGGUAUCGUACCACCGCGCUGCAACCUAGUCUGUUAUUUUGAUGGCUCCCAUCUCGUUGCUGAAAAUUUCACAGUCGAAGUUUGCCACCCUUUGCAAUUGUCCAAGGGACCUUCAUCCUCGCCGAACGGUUUUCUUCAGCAAAUCUCGCAUUGGUCUACCCAAGUUCCGUUCGAAUUGCGAAUCGAAUCCUCGAACAGUGUGUGGGCCAUAUUGACACAAAUAACCUACAAACUCAUCAUCAAACAUUUCAACAGCCAGUAUCAACUUCUUUUCCGUCGAAAGAGUCCUGAUGCCGCGCAGAAAAUGGGCCCCGGCUCCGAAAUAUUCCAAAUAUGCACAAGGAUUUACCGCAUGCUCGAGGACUUGGCCACAAGGCGCAUAUUGUCCUCUGUUGCCAUUCAUGCACUGCCCACUGUAAUGUCUACACUCUGUUUCCAUAUCGCGAAUAUAGGCAGGGGAGAACCCCAAAUCAGAUCCAUUUCCGAGCAUCGAGCGCGCUUUUGCUUGCGCAUUCUCAAAGACCUACGCGCAUCGCAGCCGAUUAUUGCUUCGGUUUACCCCUUUUUUACAUCAAUGUUCAGGCGACACUCAGGUGUAUCUUUCCCGGAAUCCGAGAAAGCUUCAGCAGGAAACCUGCAACUGAUCCACCAAACAGAUGAAAUUGGAACCUUCACUUCAGAUGUUGCAUCUACCCCGGAAGAAGACGCUUGUGUAUGGGAGGAGCUUCCGCACGAUGACAAUUCGGAUGUUAUGAACUCCGCAUUUCCGUUCAGCUAUCUUUUUGAAGAUGCUUUUCUGAGUCCGGCACUUGAUGGCUCUGCAAUGUGA